This is a messenger RNA of Liolophura sinensis, 1556 nucleotides long. RefSeq lists its product as uncharacterized. The record is from RefSeq and is a predicted model, not a curated record. Bases 214 to 1149 code for a protein of 311 amino acids. The transcript has 4 exons. NCBI's taxonomy places the organism in Eukaryota, Metazoa, Mollusca, Polyplacophora, Chitonida, Chitonidae.
AAAGCUGCACGAUGUAGAAGCUGGCGUAAUUGCUCAUCCUGGCCUCUGCUAGAGGACCACUGGCUGCACUGUGGUCGUUGGUUCGAAACAGACUCCGGCUGAUUUGUAUGCGGCUUUAAGUCAGGCGGUUUGCCAGGUGAGAUUGGCAUCUACCUGGACGCGUAUGACGCCACACCCGUCAAGCCACAUGACUGGGGUUCACACCAUUUCUUCAUGGUUAAUGUCAUGGAUAAACUGUACGAGUAUCUACAAAGCGUUCACCUGUUCGCCAUCAAAGGCGGCCUAGAAAAGAAAAACGUCCUGAGACAUGUCAUACUGGAGAGGUUUGAGAAAGGCAUUGUCCUGGCCGUGUCGUUUGACAACGUGGAGGCGCUGGAGAAGACAUGGAAGCUUCACAAUGACGAUAAAUUAUCCGAAGCCUUCCAAGACAUCGUGGUGACGUCAACGACCCUUGACCUCUGCCAGGCCAAGGUCAUUUCUUUGCGCGCGAAACUGUGGGAAGACGAAUACACACCGUGCAAAAGAGAAACUGCGUCCCGAUCGAAUAGCGUAGUCAGCAUAGAAAGCCAAGAAAAGGACAUGGCGAUGUUGAAACACGUGCGAAAUUUCCAGCGGACGAGAAUACGCGAGAUUGUUAGUGAGAUGCGAGAUGACGAAGCGGCCAUUGAGAGAGGCCUGGGUGAAUUUGUUCUGGCAGUGAAGACAGCUUUGCCCACCUUUGUGACAACCAUUCCGACGCUGAAGGACUUUCUUAGUCACGUCAGGGCGGCGCGCAAGAAGAAAGACGCAAAUGUGACGUUGCUCGACAGAUUCAUCGCCAUCGUUGAGAGGCAGCGCGCCAUCUUUGACGAAGUCCAACGCAACAUCGCCCAUCCUCUCGCGCAGGUUCACGCUUACUGUGAGAAAGACAAACAGAGGCGUUUGAAAGAACAGAUCAGACUUAGCUGCGUUGAUAUGAGACAGAAACUGAGAAUGGAUAAUAACCUUACAACUGUGAAGCACGCAGACUGGAAGGCCAAAAUUUUACCGCGAGAGGAGGAUUUGUUUUUGGGCGCUAUUAGUCUCGUACCGAUGGGCCUUGAGAAGCUCCUGGACAUUGACCAUAACGUUGACGAGUACAUUGCCGAAUAUCCCGUCAAUAUACAAUGAACUCAACGUUGAGAAGUUCAUUGCUGAACACCACGUCAUUAUACUGUGAUAACAACGUUGACAGAUACAUCGCGGAAUACAACGUCAACAUACUGUGAUAACAACGUUGACGGGUACAUUGCUAAAUACCGUCAAGAAACUGAUCACAGCGUUAACGGGUAGGCUAAACUGCUGAAUACCUCGUCAAAAUACUGUGAUCACAACGUUGACCAAUACUUUGGCGAACCCCAUGAUAAGGUUGACGGCUAAAUUGAUUAAAAUAUGAUUAACUUCGAAUUCUAAAGCUGAGAUUUUAUGACUAGGGAAACUCUUCGGUUUUGUCUUCGUUUUGACCUUUUCUAAAAUGGCUAAGAAUGUAUCAAACUCCAUUUCGUCAGGUCCAAGAAAAUUACAUGGGAUUCAUAAUA